Messenger RNA from Telopea speciosissima, 190 nucleotides. RefSeq lists its product as uncharacterized. Bases 20 to 190 code for a protein of 56 amino acids. The record is from RefSeq and is a predicted model, not a curated record. The transcript has a single exon. NCBI's taxonomy places the organism in Eukaryota, Viridiplantae, Streptophyta, Magnoliopsida, Proteales, Proteaceae.
AGCGAAGAGGUUUUCAGAGAUGAUUUUGGUGACGAUCAUGGCGGAGCUAAUGGAGGAGUACACGGUGCUCCUUGCUAGGGUCUUGGAGCAUCUCUUCCUCGAAGCCCCCUUCCCAAGAUGGAUGGGCUUUCUCAUACUCAGUAAUCUUCCUUAUGCUUUCGCCACCACUACCACUCCAAGGACGAUUUGA